AUGACUCUUAUUACUGGCCUUGUAGUCCUCGCUCAGGUCCUCGUCGCUGCCAGAGUCGGUUCCGUUGGCAUAAUCGCCGUCACAGUUGUCGUCCGGAUCAAUGACAGCUUCAUCAACGACCCAAAGAGCCAUUGUCUAUAUACGAGCGCAUUUUUCGGCAAUGCUGCGCCAUAUAGAGGCCCUAGAAAGGAUAUGCAAGAUCCGGAGAAGAGCGGCAACUAUGGCAUAGUGUGA
This is a messenger RNA of Geosmithia morbida, 234 nucleotides long. RefSeq lists its product as uncharacterized. The coding region runs from base 1 to 234 and encodes 77 amino acids. The transcript has 2 exons. NCBI's taxonomy places the organism in Eukaryota, Fungi, Ascomycota, Sordariomycetes, Hypocreales, Bionectriaceae. The record is from RefSeq and is a predicted model, not a curated record.